This is a messenger RNA of Rosa chinensis, 1605 nucleotides long. Its product is annotated as ribosome-binding ATPase YchF. The coding region runs from base 78 to 1331 and encodes 417 amino acids. The record is from RefSeq and is a predicted model, not a curated record. The transcript is spliced from 11 exons. Lineage: Eukaryota; Viridiplantae; Streptophyta; Magnoliopsida; Rosales; Rosaceae. Gene Ontology annotation, cellular component: cytoplasm. Gene Ontology annotation, molecular function: ATP binding; GTP binding; ATP hydrolysis activity.
ACAGAUAAAUUGAACUCGGCGCUCUCUGCUUCUCCAUCUCUCGCUCACUCUUCUCAACUCUCUCUCUCCCAACUCCAAUGGCUCGAAUAUCACUAUGCAAUCAGCUAAUCCCUUCCCUCCUUGUUCCAAUGAAGCAGAGGAACCACCAUCAGCUCAUGGGAGUCAUAGGCUUAACCAGAGGGCGCCGCUUCUCUGCUUCUUCCUCACCCAAGAUUAGCAUGAGCCUCAAAGCCGGCAUCGUCGGCCUCCCUAACGUCGGAAAGUCCACGCUUUUCAACGCCGUCGUUGAGAAUGGGAAGGCUCAAGCUGCCAAUUUUCCGUUUUGUACGAUAGAGCCAAAUGUAGGGAUUGUUGCAGUUCCGGAUCCACGCCUGAAUGUACUUUCUGAUCUCAGCAAGUCUCAGCGCGUAGUCCCGGCAUCUUUGGAGCUUGUGGAUAUUGCUGGCCUUGUGAAGGGUGCUAGUCAAGGAGAGGGGUUGGGGAAUAAAUUCUUGUCAAAUAUUCGCGAGGUGGACUCCAUACUUCAGGUAGUUCGAUGUUUUGAAGAUAAUGAUGUUGUUCACGUGAAUGGGAAAGUUGAUCCUAAGGAUGAUAUUGAUGUUAUCAACUUAGAGCUGAUUUUCUCAGAUCUGGACCAGAUUGAGAAAAGAAUGGAGAAGCUCAAGAAAAGCAAAACAAAAGAUUCACAAUCCAAACUUAAGGAGGAAUCAGAAAGGUCUGGCUUGGAGAGAAUUCAGCAGGCACUCAUGGAUGGGAAACCAGCACGAUCUGUCACUUUAACAGAUUCAGAAAAUGAAUCUAUAAAGCAUCUGUGCUUGCUUACAAUGAAACCUGUUAUCUAUGUUGCUAAUGUUGCUGAAUCUGAUCUAGCUGAACCUGGAGAGAAUCCUCAUGUCAAAGAAGUGAUGAAUCUUGCUUCUGAGUUGCAAUGUGGACUAGUAACAAUUUCAGCACAGGUUGAGUCUGAACUUACUGAACUACCAUCUGAAGAAAGAACAGAAUUUUUGGAAUCUCUUGGUGUUAGUGAAAGUGGUCUCGGAAACCUUAUCAGAACAACAUAUGGUGUUUUGGGGCUCCGUACUUACUUUACUUCAGGAGAGAAGGAAACAAAAGCAUGGACAAUUCUUGCAGGAAUGACUGCACCUCAAGCAGCUGGGGUCAUCCACUCUGACUUUGAGAAAGGUUUCAUUCGAGCUGAGACAGUGUCUUAUGAUGAUUUUGUUGCUGCUGGUUCACUUGCUGCAGCAAGGGAAAGAGGAGUUUUAAGAUCUGAGGGUAAAGAAUACAUCGUACAAGAAGGAGAUGUGAUGCUGUUUCGGUUUAACGUAUGACCACUCAUGGGAAGCAGCUUAUUUCAAGUCGUGGAGACAAUUGGAUGUAGCUCAGUUCAUAAGAUGAAUUGUGAUUUACAUGCAAGUCCUGAAUUCAGUAAGAUGAAGUAUGCAAGUCCUGAGGUUGGUAGGAUACCAUAGGAUAAAGUAUUUGUAAGCUGAGAAGACCAUAAAUUUUGCUUGUAGAGUAGAUAGCUCAGUUGACUGUUCACAUUAUUGAGUUUUUGAUAUCCAACAUACUGAAGAAAGACGGGAUUUUGGAAGGUAAUUAAAA